Messenger RNA from Emiliania huxleyi CCMP1516, 1086 nucleotides. RefSeq lists its product as hypothetical. The transcript has 4 exons. Lineage: Eukaryota; Haptophyta; Isochrysidales; Noelaerhabdaceae. The annotation marks the transcript as partial. The record is from RefSeq and is a predicted model, not a curated record.
UGGGUAUUAAUCAGAGUGUUAGUCAAAUAAUCCUCGCACACCACGACUCGCGCAUAAACCACGACUCGACCCACAGGGAGAGUGCGUGCGCUGCGACGGACCCAGCCGGCACCGGCAGUGCGGACACAGUGCGAGACUGCGAGUCGUGCGAUGACUACCGACGCACAAGCACACCACGCGACGUAGUCUGCAACACCGCGCGGCUGGACACCACACACUUCACCGGCAGGACUCACUGGGUCGGACGCACGCGCCGGUGCAGCGGAACCGAAGAUACCGAGAAGCCCGCCCGAAGCCCCGAACCAUGUGCUGUGGUCGCUGCCACGCCAACCGCGCGGCCGGCCCGGGCGCAGGCCGUGACGACUGAUCGCGGCGGCAGCGCCGCGCGCCCUCGUGCAGCGGUGCGCGCCGCUCGCGCCGCGCCAAGGGAGGUCUUCAGCCUGCGGCACGCUCGCCCGCAGCGCUGCCGGGCGUGCCCAUCAAAAUGCGCCGCCGCUGGACGUCUCCGCCGCCUCCAAGGCGACCGACGCCACGAGUGAUAUGCGUGACGCCACCGUGAGACGUCUGGACGGCUCGCUGCGACCUCAAGGCCAGCCUCGCCGCCCGCCGUGAGCGCCAAAAAAGCGUCAACCGCACAACCGCGCAACCGAGAGAGAGCGACUGAGACGCUUCAGCGACCCGCCAGGAGCCGGGCCGAGGUCUGUCCGAAGCCGCAUGCCGCUCGAGUCGGUCGCCCGGGGCACCCUGGGAGGCGCCCGUCGAAGCCAAAGCUGUGCUGGGGACACGGCCGGAUCAGCCUCGUAUUCGAAAUACCUGCGUUUCCUGUACCUCAAGUAUCGCCACGGCGCUCGGCCUGCUGAGAGAAGACCUUCCCCGACGGCAGUGACAAUUUACCCGACAUCAAUCUUCGACGGCAAGCUCGAGAACUGCGCCUCCAAAGGCAUGCCUGACUGGCUCCUGCUAGCCGUGCGUCCUGGUGGCAUCCAUUGCCAGCUCAGGCGCCGCUCGGACUCGGUUGACGGCCGCCCAAGUGCUUGGCUCGUGCCCAGCCGACCGGCAGGCGAUGCCCACUCGCUGCUAGGCUAA